UAUCAGGAGUUUGAGUCUCGUUCCCAAUGUUACGUAGGACGAGACAUUUGUUGUAUCGGUCUCUUUAUCGCUAAAUUAAUCGUUGUUUCAUACAUUACCAUUACGUUGCAUAUUCUUGACAUGUCUUCCGACACGUUACUUAUGGGAUGGUAAAAUUCGGGAGGAAUAUGACUGAGGGACCGAUUUGCAAGCUUGCUAAAAAAACGUUGGAGCAUUACGUUUAGACUCCCUCCCCUCUCCAACCUAGUAAUGAGGGUCGCGAAACGCAGAGGAGGGAAGGUGUAAAUAUCAAGGGCUCUGCAGCAGCACAGUGGCUCCCCCCUCAGGCCCACAGGGGCACUGCAGCGAUCUGAGAGAGGGGCCAGUUGGCACAGAGCACUGAAUGGCCACAAGCCCCAACCACUGCGGCACUUAUGACUACAACUGCAAGGUGAGUGUUCAUUGGGCAGGAAGCGUGAGCGGCAGGACCACUCGGGAGACUCAUGACAUGGAGGUCAAAGGGCCCACCAUCACUGCUAUGGGCCUGGGGGCCCCGGAUCUCCAGGACGGUAAGCAGCGUGCGGAGCGACUCUCGGAGCUGCAGGAGAGGAGGCGGGGCCUGCAGACGCUGCUCAACACUCGUCUGGGAGAGCUCCGGCGCGUCUGCCUGCUGGAAGCGGAAUUGACAGGAGAGGUCCCCAGAGAGUUUCCCUUAGAGGCAGGAGAGAGACCCCCCCAUGUGCGGCGCAGAAGUGGACUGGCCCACCAUGCUUCCAAGCAUAGCGCUAAGGGAGAGGAAGAUGAGGUGUGUCAGCGGAAACCAAAAAAAGCCCUGUUCAGUGGUGCCCUCCGCAGGCAGACUGACUCAGAUCAUCACCCACCCCAAGGGAAGAGGACGGUUCAUCGUGGCUGCCACACAGAUGACACAGUUAAGUCAGAGAGCAGCUCCAUGUCGGACUCCACAGGCCACGACAACGAGGAGUCCUCCUCCGGUGUGACCCCUGACGGCCUGUCCCCCACCCGCCCUCCCCGGCUGGCCCCGGGGAGCCCCGACAGCCGGUUCUGCCGGAAGCUCUCCCCCGUGGAGAUCUACUACGAGAUGCGCACACGGCGGAAUUCUAUGGCCAGUUCAGCCAGCCCGAGCCGAUCCCUCCCCAGGAGCAUCUCCAACGUGGAGGGCAGGAGCGUUCCUGCCACGCCCCUCCUGAGCAGGACCGCCCCCGCCAACGUCCAUGCCAGGUCGGACGGGUCGGGCGGAGUCACAGGGCACUGGACAGACGGCCCAGACGUGCCGCAGGUCUUACCACUGCAGCCUCAGGAGGGGUCCUCCUCCGGGUCCUUUGAGCGCGCAGGCUGCCCGUACAGUGCCCGAACCCGUCGCAGCAACAGCUCCGAGGCCCUGCUGGACCGGACCGUUUUCCCCGAGGAGGGGGCCCCGCGGACGGGCAUGCCCUCCAGGGGGGGGCCCUACAAGAGCUCGGAGGCCCUGACGGACGGGCGGCUGCGGCAGGUGCACAGGGUCAGCCCGGAGAGGCACCUGAACGGGCACGCCGAGCAGGGCAGGCUGCGCUCGUCGGUCGGGGGGCGAGGCGGCGCGGGAGGGGGGUACAACGAGAUCCUGAUGGACUACAUCUGGGGCAAGCAGCAGAAGAUGCAGGCCCAGCAGCAGCAGCAGCAACAGCAGCAGCAGAGGCAUCAGGCCGGGGUUGGCGGUAACGCCAGGCCCUGGCCGGACGGCUCCGGCCCCCCGGCGCCCGGCUCUGUGUCGUCCCCCCAUUUCAACGGCUUCCCCCCGUCCCAGCCGCCGGCGCACUUCGCCGCGGGCGGCCCCCCGCCCUACAGCCCCCUGCUGCUGCGCGGGAAGCCGGGCGAGCCGCGGAGGGUCAAGGUCACCCGCACCAAAUCCUGCGGGCCCUUCAUCCCGCUGCAGCAGCACCAGCAGGAGGCGCUGCUCCUCUCGGCCUACUCCGAGCCCCCCCACCCCCCCUCCAGCUCCGCCAACUCCUCCACCGCCGCCCUGUACCCCUACCAGCCGGAGCCGCCCGCCCCCGGCCCCCGCAGGGCCCCGCCCUUCCCCAGCACCACCCCCGAGGACCCCACCCGCAGCCUGCACAAGGCCCUGGCCCUGGAGGGCCUCAGAGACUGGUACCUGAGGAACACUCUGGGCCACUCCGCCGGCCCCCCGGGCAAGCUCCAGGACCCCGGGCUGUCCCGCCGACGCACGCCCCCCUCCCUGCACGGCCCCCACCCCCACUCCCUCCCCCACCAGCCGCAGUCCUUUCCGGGGGAGCCCUCCUACGGUCACCUGCCCCAAUCUGCCACCUUCCACGGGCACCCGCUGCACGGGAGGUCAAUGGAGCUGUCCCUGUACCAGGAUCCAUUCCCAUCGCAGAUGCAGGAGCUAACACUGAAAGAGCCCAAUUCUGACCUCCCAGCUCCUGGAACCCUGGUCUGACACACACACACACACACAUACAGGGCACACAAACACAAAAAAGACAGAUGGCGAACACGCACAUAAACAAACAUGUAUAUACACACACUUGCCUAACACACGGAUAGACAAUGGAUGCAAAUGUACCUGACCACCACACAAGAUGGCAUAAACAUUCCGGUGUCCAGUUUCUUCCCUGGAUGGAAAGGACAAGAGGUGGAAAAGUCAAGGUGAAGAAGGAGUCUGAGGCCAGAGAGCCGGCUCAGUCUUUCUCUAAAAUAUAACUCUGACUGAACGAAACCAGAGGCAGACUGAAAAUGCAAUGGACCAAACUGACUCUGGCCUGUGCUGUGAGCUCAGGGCGUCUGAAGCUUCCAGGUUUUUCUGUCUCUAACCUGCUACGAUGUCUCUCUCACUCUUUCUCACUUUCUCUCUUGCUCUCUCGCUUUCUCUCUCUCUGUCAUUCUCUCACCCACUUGCUCUCUCCCCAGCUUGCCUAUACUUUUUAGUGAAGGUAUGUCAGUAUAUUCUAUUGGGAAUCGUAGCACCUGAAUCCCAGGUCUUGUAACCUUAAGACAGGGACAAUGUACUUCAAGCAAACGCCAGCUGUGUCUUGUGCACUUGUCCUGUACGCUGCAAAAGUAUGUUCUGUGCCCAGAAUCAAAUAACAGAUAUGUUAUGGAGCACAUGAGACUAGUGUGGUCUGCACCCAUAGAUGCGUAAAAGGAUCCUAGAAUGCUUUCCUUCAUAUCUCAUUACGUUGGUGAAAAACCACAUCAAUGUGUCCCAGACUGACUCUCUCCAAUGGGUUGGUUUCCUUUCAGUUAAUGAUCUUGGUGAAAAAUCAUCUUCAUCUUAUUGUCAGCAUAUUUGUUGAAAGCAGGUAAUGCAGGUCCUUUGAAAAAAAAAAAAAAAAAAAUGCUGUAUUUUUUUAAAUAGCUUGUCGAUGUUCUUGAGAAAUACCAUCAUUUUAAAAUGGAAUAUAAUGUACAGCAAUGCUAGUUUUCUACUAGUAUCAUAAAACAUUUUGUGCGGGUAAAAUGGUAUAUGUUGGGCUUCUCAAUUUGAUUGAGGUUACCAGUCCUAGUCCAGGAGGUCAACAAUCCAUCAGGUAUGUAUAAUCUAUAGAUAAAUAUAUGUGGUAGAGUGCAAUUUAUUUUUAAAUCCUCAUUUAAUCCAGACUGAAACAAAUAUCAAAUAAACCAAUAUCAAAGCAGUUUCCACUGUCCUUGAAACAUCAGGAAUAACUGACCAAAAGAAUUGACCAAAAUAUACAUUUUUCUUACUA
Conger conger (European conger) is the source of this 3701-nucleotide messenger RNA. It is a transcript of the gene ccdc120a, whose product is annotated as coiled-coil domain containing 120a. Bases 383 to 2434 code for a protein of 683 amino acids. Lineage: Eukaryota; Metazoa; Chordata; Actinopteri; Anguilliformes; Congridae. The transcript has 11 exons. The record is from RefSeq and is a predicted model, not a curated record.